Molecule: messenger RNA, 1778 nt
Organism: Macrosteles quadrilineatus (aster leafhopper)
Lineage: Eukaryota; Metazoa; Arthropoda; Insecta; Hemiptera; Cicadellidae
Product: cytochrome P450 4C1-like
Exons: 12
Coding region: 8-1510 (500 amino acids)
Molecular function (GO): heme binding; oxidoreductase activity, acting on paired donors, with incorporation or reduction of molecular oxygen; iron ion binding
Source: RefSeq, a predicted model, not a curated record
UGGGACCAUGAUUGUGGAGAUUCUACUGCUACUUUCAGUGGUCCUACUGUAUUGGUGGAAGUUUGUGCACAAAUCAAAAGUUCAGGAGAUGUACAGCAAAUUUCCUGGUCCAAAACCAUAUCCAAUCCUCGGGAAUAUCUUAGAAUUCAACUACCCCAAAGAAGAAAUCACAGAAACCUUCAAGAGACUGUCUUUCCAGUAUGGACCCGUUUAUCUGCUGGUUGUGGGGCAGGAGCACAUCGUCUGCAUUCGGGAUCCAAAACUUCUUGAGACAGUGUUUAAUAAUAGCAACGCUGUCAUAGACAAAGCCCCCAUGUAUGAAAUGCUUCACCCCAUCGUAAACCAAGGCUUAUUCACCAGCAAAGGUGAACAAUGGAUAAAACAAAGAAGACUACUUACCCCAGCUUUCCACGUAAAGGUUUUGGAAAACUUCAUCACUAUAUUUGAGAAAAAUGGCGCCAUCUUGGUUGAAAAUCUACUGAAAAACAAAGAUAAAGAGUUUGACCUGAUGCCUUUAGUUUCACCAUGCUCUCUAGAUAUCAUCUGUGAAACUGCAAUGGGGUUUAAGGUUAACGCUCAGCAAGGAGAUUCAAAAUACCUUGAAGCGUUAGAUGAGGUGUCAGAAAUAGUAGCCAACCGCAACUUCAAUUUCCUGCAGAGAAGUUUCCUUUUCCCCCUUCUCCCAACUGGCAGAAGACUAAGGAAACUACUUGCUUACUUUCAUGGAGUCACCUCCAAUAUAGUACAAGAGAGAAAAAUUCAAUACUCAACAAAUGGAGACAACAGUGAUUCAGAGGGCAGUCCAGCUGACACAGGAUAUGAAACAAAGAAGAAGAAAAAGCCUUUCCUAGACCUUCUAUUGGAAUAUAACAUGGGAGGAGCCGGAUUUACAGAUGAAGAUUUGAAAAUGCAGGUCAACACAUUUAUGUUUGCGGGCCGUGACACAGUACAAUCAGCCAUAUCAUUUGCUCUGUACUGUCUCUCACAGAACCCUUCAGUUCAGGAGAAAGCUUAUAAAGAAGUAAUGGACAUCUUGCAAGACGAUGAUAGGGACGCUACAUUUCAAGACCUUCAAAACAUGAAAUACCUGGAUAAGGUUAUCAAGGAAACACUCAGGAUAUACCCACCAGCUCAGUUUGUAGCUCGGAAUGCAAGCGAGGAUUUGGAUUUGAAAAAUGGGUAUGUCAUUCCUAAAAACUCUUCAGUAAUGGUUCUCAUAGAAGCUAUGAAUUACGAUCCUGAGUUAUAUCCAGAUCCACUUAAAUUUGAUCCUGAAAGAUUCGGGAGAAAGAACUUCCAUCCGUUUUCCUACAUACCUUUUGGGGUGGGCCUUAGGAGCUGUAUAGGACAGAGAUUUGCCAUACUCGCUAUAAAAUCUGUCAUAUCAAGAGUUUUGAGGAAGAUUGAACUGUUCCCUUCUGACAAACCUUUGGUGAUGGGAUUCUACGUUGUUUUAAGAUCUACAACAGGAGUACAUCUGAAAGUUAAGCCAAGAGAUCGUCUUAAAUGACUUCAGUAGACUUAGUAUCCUACUUCAGGCUGAUGUAUAUAUAUAAUGUUAUAAAUACCACUCUAGGCCAGUUAUGUCUUAAAUACGGGAGUAAAAGUCAAGAGUCAAGAGAGUCAAGUGAAGUGAAAAUUUUUGCAUGUAGCUUAAAAUUGUGAAGAGGUUGAAUUAAAAAAAAAAAACAUUUUUGUUACAAAUUCAACUUUCAACUCAUUAUUGAUUCUUUUAGUAUAUUUAUUACUUGUAAAUAAAUAAUAACAUAAAAAGUUUA